CUUUUGCGAGUUUUGUUGACGACCAGCUGUGAUAGAAGGCUGCGAUUUUCACAAUACGAUGCACUCAUUUCAGUAUGUGAUUCGCUACCGUUGUGAUUGCUGUUACUUUGAUAGAUUCAGUCAGCUUCCAAAGUAAGCUGUCAGUGGGAGUGAAAACCCGGGUGGGACGUGAUAGUGAAUACGAACGUCAUUCAUCGGGCCUGGCCGCUUUGUUGCUGAGUGUUGACGUGUAGUUUUCCUAGUGGAAAAUCCAAAAACGUAUCACAGCGAUCAAAUUGUGGAUUGAAAAAUGAAGAUUAGUUGUUCACGGUUGAAGCGAUUGGACGAUUCUACUGUUCUGGUUACAAACAUCGACUGCGGAAGUAGACAAAAGCGAAAACAAAUGCACAAGCUUGAAUAGAAAGUUGAAUAACUGUGCAGUGUAAAUAAUAACAUUCCUAGACUUUGCAACAAAUGAAUGGAGCAGCGACAACAAUGUCAGUGUCAAUAACACAGUUCCGGAGGAGGUCUUCGGGUCAUUUGCACCAAUUCCAGUGGUUUAUUGUUAGUUUUGUGGCGCUAAUAGUUGUAGUGAAUAAUUCCAGUGGCUAUUUUUACAAGGAUGGUGACGAUCAGACACAGGAUCGGUUCUGUUUCUGUCAGUUGCAAGGAACGAUCGACGACUGCAGCUGCAACGUGGACACAGUGGACUACUACAAUAACGUGAAGAUUUAUCCACGGCUACGUAGUCUUCUAGUCAAAGACUUUUUCCGCUACUACAAGGUGAAUCUGGUUAAGGAAUGCCCAUUUUGGGUGGAUGACAGCAAGUGUGCCAUGCGCUUCUGUCACGUAGAGCAAUGCGAAGAAAAAGAUAUCCCACCAGGACUAAAAGGCGACACGACAUCUUAUCAUCAGUACAUUAAAGAAGUUCAGACGUUAACGAAUUGCGAUGAAGAUUUAAACGUGGAGCUCGGCUACUUGAACACGAGCAUCAGUGAUAAGGCUCACAAAGAAUUUAAAAAGUGGGCAGAUUAUGAUGAGGCUCAGGACAAUUUCUGUAUUUUGGAUGAUCACGAACCUGGGGCUGAAUAUGUAGAUUUGUUACUUAAUCCCGAACGUUACACCGGAUAUCGAGGGGAAUCGGCUCGCAGAAUUUGGAACAGUAUAUAUCUGGAGAAUUGCUUUCAAUCGCAUUCAAUUCGUCGUUCAAAUCGAUACUCGGCUAUGAUUCCAUACAAAGAUAUGACUCUGAGUGAGGUGUGCCUGGAACACCGAGUCUUCUACCGGAUGAUUUCCGGGCUGCAUUCCAGUAUAAACAUUCAUCUGUCUGCGCACUAUCUUCUAUCGGAGAAAAAUUCAAUGGGAUUCGUAUCUCCCACCGGGAUUUGGGGUCCCAAUUUGGAGGAGUUUGAACGGCGAUUCAGUCCGCAAACAACCGACAAUGAAGGAUCUUACUGGUUACGCAAUCUAUACUUCGCGUACCUUGUGGAGAUGCGAGCGUUGGCAAAAGCGGCCCCUUAUCUUCGGAGUGAAGAAUAUUUUACCGGCCGGGAACGCGAGGAUAAGGAAGUGAGAGUUGCGAUGAAGGAUUUGCUUAAUGUGAUUGAAAGUUUUCCAUCACAUUUCAAUGAAACGGUAAUGUUCAGUGGAGGAACUUCCUCUGUGAAACUGAAGAAUGAAUUUCGAGAAAAAUUCAUGAACAUCUCCAAGGUAAUGGAUUGUGUUGGUUGCGAUAAAUGUCGACUGUGGGGUAAGUUGCAGGUACAAGGUAUGGGAACUGCUCUUAAAAUUUUAUUUUCCGGUAAAUUCGAUGACCAAAUCGAGUCAAGUAUGACAACUAAAUUAAAACCGGAAAACUCACAGUUCAAAUUGAAACGAGCAGAAAUUGUAGCGCUAUUCAAUGCGUUUGGAAGGCUUUCCACCAGUAUACACGAAUUGGAGGAAUUCCGUCAGCGGAUGCGAUAAAUAAAGUUCAGUUCCGUUGAAUGACUUCUUUAGACUGGUAGCUAAACGAAAUCAGUGAUAUAGGUGCUUACAGGGCAUGUUGAAUCAUAAUUUAAGCGAAAAUUACCGAAAACCCUUCGAUUAGGGAUCUUCUGUUAAACAAUCAUUGUGGAAAACCGGUUCGGAAAUAAUGCAAAAGUGUGAGAUAACUAAGGUGUGUUGCUAGAAUUUGCUCAAAAGUUAAGCAUACGAGUCCUAAUUUAAACAAUGUCGUGAGAAAUUUGUGUACAUGUUUGUGAGUAUAAGGCGCAAUUAUAAUUUAUAGAGAAGACUACAAUUUUUAUAAGUUUGUAA
Malaya genurostris is the source of this 2277-nucleotide messenger RNA. It is a transcript of the gene Ero1L, whose product is annotated as ero1-like protein. Gene Ontology annotation, cellular component: endoplasmic reticulum membrane; endoplasmic reticulum. Lineage: Eukaryota; Metazoa; Arthropoda; Insecta; Diptera; Culicidae. Gene Ontology annotation, biological process: protein folding in endoplasmic reticulum. The coding region runs from base 454 to 1944 and encodes 496 amino acids. Gene Ontology annotation, molecular function: protein-disulfide reductase activity; FAD binding; thiol oxidase activity. The record is from RefSeq and is a predicted model, not a curated record. The transcript has 6 exons.